Messenger RNA from Misgurnus anguillicaudatus (oriental weatherfish), 5540 nucleotides. The record is from RefSeq and is a predicted model, not a curated record. NCBI's taxonomy places the organism in Eukaryota, Metazoa, Chordata, Actinopteri, Cypriniformes, Cobitidae.
AGCAGGAAAAACAUCCUCACAUAUCUUAAAACAUGUACAGUCGAUAACAACUGUAUCGUGCAGUAAAUUCAACACAACGCAGCCUUUUCUGCAGCAGGAAACGAAUGUACAAAUCCUACUAUGGAAAAGGCUUAGUUCUUAGUCGCUCGAGCCAGGCAUUUGCUAAUGGAAAAUUACCAGACAACGCCGGUCUUUCCUACUUAAUACACACGAGCCAUGCUUUCGCCAUGGGAAACGUACAAAGCAACUUCUUGAUGCCGUGAUUAUUAUUCACAAGCUUAACUCUGCGCUGCGUCAAGUGUAGUUCAGAUAAUCGACCGCUAGAGGGCGCUGUGAGAUAGAGGCGGCGGCAUCGCUGUCACUGCGUGACCCCGGCAGGCAGAGAGGAGGAGGAGGAGGGUCUGACGCGGAAAACAAGCAGAAAAUUUGGCAGAGAGCAAGCGGCCAGUGGUGAAGAGAUAUGAGUGAAGGGUAAAGGGCUGAACGGUGCAGUUACGGGGGCAUGUCGAUAUGGAAAGAGCCCGAUAUGCACGACGUCUCUGUUAGUAAGCUUUCAAAAUUGACGCAAAAGGGGAGGAGGACGCAACGCCAGAGCGGAAACAAAGGCGCUUUGGUUUGAACGAAACACAUCUGCAAAGAUUUGGGGGAUUAUUGGUCCCUCAGUAUGAGUCGAGAUGGAUGGAGAAAGAAAGCCAGCGAUGAUGAUGGAUGGGGAGGAAGGGGUGGUUACAUGGCUGCAAAAAUAUCAAAGCUUGAGGAUCAGUUUCAAAAGGACGCCCCCAAAGAGAAGCAGAAGGAUGGAAAGUCUUCCUUUAUCUUCAGUGGCGUGGCCAUCUACGUUAAUGGCUACACAGAUCCCAGCCCAAAUGAGCUGCGCAGGCUGAUGAUGCUGCAUGGUGGCCAGUUCCAUCUCUAUUACUCUCGCUCCAAAACAACACACAUCAUUGCCACCAACCUGCCAAACAACAAAAUACAGGAGCUCAGAGGAGAGAAAGUAGUGCGACCAGACUGGAUUACAGACAGUAUUAAGGCAGGCCAUCAGCUUUCUUACAUUCAGUAUCAGCUGUACCCAAAGCAGAAAGGCUUGGACUUUUCCAGCGUACAUAAGCGAGAAGGGCAGGAUCCACCGUCUAACCGUGACCCAGCCAAGCCCAGUCUGAGCCUCGUCCAACCAGACGGCAUCCAGCCUGAGCUGAGACACACUCAUUCUCAUUCAGCAGUCCUUAAAUCCUCUCACACUAACCACGCAUCUAACUUCACUGAGCAAACCAAUCACCAGCUGGGUGUCAAACUAAAUGGCUCGUAUAGCAUCAUCUCUGAAGAUGCAGGGGGCCAUAAAAUCAAUGGGAUCCACGAUGAAGAUGAUGAUAACGCCUGCGCCCCUUUGCCAAGAAGCUCGAGAGACCCAUUGUUGACCAAUGGUUACGUCCAUCCUGUGAAUGGUGCCUUAAAGCCUCAAAACUUAGCAGAACAUCUUCCUCAGGUUGACGCACAGUCCCAUCGCCCUCACGUCCCACACAGUGAAAGAGAGCAGCAGUCUAAUCGCUCUUCUGCUGGUUCAGAAGCAGGUUCCCAUCAGACGCCCUCAAUAUCUACAGCCGCUCCUGUUACUCAUAAUAUGCAAAAUGAGCUCCAACUAAAACCAACAUGCAAUCCAGGAACUUCAGCUGACCCUGUAAGGGGUCAUCAGACCAGCAAAGUUCGACUAAAUGGGAGCUACAAUACGACCUCUAACGCCACCCUUUCAGACUCCAGUAAGCAGGCUGUUCAUGGAGCAGAAGCUGGACUAAUAUCAGAGUUUUUUUCUCACUCGAGACUGCAUCAUAUUUCUACAUGGCGGAAUGAGUUCUCAGAGUUUGUGAAUACCUUGCAGAGGAGGCGGCGAGCAGCAGGAGGCAUUGUUUUCUCGGGAAAGGAGAAACUGAAGAAGCUCAAAGCUAAUUGCAGUUCAGGUUCCUCAAUGCCUGCUCCUCAAGUGCGUCAGUCCUGUAUCUUGCAUGUGGAUAUGGACUGCUUCUUUGUGUCCGUUGGGCUCAGGCACAGACCAGAUCUCACAGGGAAACCGGUUGCGGUUACGAGUAAUCGUGGUCCAGGCCGUGUUGCACAGAGACCUGGUGCCGACCCUCAGCUUGAGUUUCAGUACUACCAGAAUAAACAGAAUCAGUAUAGGGCAGAAAAAACGGAUGGUGAUUUUGAGUUGACCCCAUCUCCGGAGUCUGAAGAGACUCAGACUCAGAAGAGCAACGGAGUGAAUUUAGACCAGACUGCACUGUCUAUGGCAGAGAUUGCCUCUUGCAGUUAUGAGGCCAGGAAGGCCGGUGUGCGAAACGGCAUGUUUUUUGGCCGUGCUAAGCAGCUGUGCCCUGAUCUGGAAGCUGUGCCAUAUGACUUCCAGGCGUAUAAAGAGGUGGCACUGACCAUGUAUGAGACUCUGGCCAGCUACACUCAUAACAUUGAGGCGUUGAGUUGUGAUGAGGCACUGGUGGAUGCCACGUCUCUUUUGGUUGAGCUGGGAGUCACCUGUGAUGAUCUGGCUGAAGCCAUCCGUGCAGACGUUAAGGAAAAGACGGGAUGUUCAGCCUCAGUUGGAAUGGGUUCCAACAUCCUGCUAGCUCGAAUGGCGACCCGUAAAGCCAAGCCAAACGGACAGUACUUCCUCAGGUCAAAGGAGGUGGAUGAUUUUAUUCGUGAUCAACCCGUGUCCAGUUUACCUGGUGUGGGUCGCUCGAUGAGCUCCAAGCUGGCUACCCUGGGAGUAAGCACGUGUGGAGACCUGCAGCAGUUGUCCAUGUCUCAACUACAGAGGGAGUUUGGGCCACGGACAGGUCAGACUCUCUUUCGCUUUUGCAGAGGACUGGAUGACAGGCCUGUGCGCAGCGAAAAGGAGAGAAAGUCUGUGUCAGCGGAGAUGAAUUACAACAUUCGGUUCACACAGGUUGAAGAGGCAGAGUCUUUCCUUACUAACUUAUCUACAGAGGUGCAGAAGAGGUUGGAGGGAGCUGGUCUUCGGGGUCGUCGGGUUACUCUAAAGGUCAUGAUGCGGAAAGCCGGUGCUCCGGUUGAGCCGGCCAAAUAUGGUGGUCAUGGUAUCUGUGACAACUUUGCCAGGUCUGUUUUACUAGCUCAGCCUACAGACAGUGGCCGAGUGAUAGCUACAGAGGCCAUUAAGCUUUUUCAUGCAAUGAAGUUGGACGUGAAGGAUAUGAGGGGAGUCGGACUGCAAGUUCAGCAGUUGGAGGGUUCACACGCAGACACAUCGGGACAAGGGGCAUCUAGUGGUCGCUCUAUUAAAGACCUGCUGCUGGCCAGAAAGUCAAUACACAGACAGAGUAAAGACCCUUUAGCACAAGGUGGAUUAACCAGCACUUCCUCAUCUAGAGCUUUAUCGUCCAAUCAAGAGAGAGUUUUCCCUCCCUCAUCACCACCCUCCACCGUCCCAGAUCCAAUACCUGGGACGAGUAAAGGAGAAUUUUCCAAUCCACAAACACCCAACCAUGUCAGGACAUGCUUAAAUCUUAGUAUUGAGGUGCCAUCUCCAUCUCAGGUGGACCAGUCUGUAUUAGAAGCUUUACCUGCAGAGUUAAGGAAACAGGUGGAGGAGUCCUGGAGCCACAGAGAGGAACGGCCCAGCACGUCAUCCCAUCUUUCAACCCCACCUCGAUCCACCUCAUCUGCACCUCCAGCACCAAUGCUUGGCACCCUUGUACUACAGCUCCCAAACCAACCAGGACAACCAUGUACAACUGGCAUUGUACUGGAGCUCCCUGAUUUCUCCCAGGUGGAUCCAGAUGUUUUUGCAGCUCUUCCCAAAGAACUGCAGGAGGAGCUGUGCUCCGCUUAUAGAAACAAAGGAAAUGCUCAAGCUCAAGGUGUUGUUGUUGAACAGAAAAACGCAUUUCCUCAACUAAAACAACCAGCAGUAGGAAAAAUUAAGCGGCGCUACAAAAGAAGAAAUGCAAGUCCUGCCAAAAAGGGCCCCAGUCCACUAAAAAAACUGUUACAAACUGGAAGCAGUCCCGCCAAAUCCAGCCCUUCCAAAAUUGUUCCUUUGCCAAUCAAACAAGGCCUCAAAACUGAAAAUGUUCGGUGCGCAUCCUCUCCAAGCACAGAUGCUUCAGAGAAGUUGUCUAAAUUUAAUUCUCGCCCGCUUCCGACCCUAGCUGGAGCUUAUGAGUUCAGUGACAUCAGAACUUUGCUUCAUGAAUGGGUCACCACUAUCUCAGACCCAAUGGAGGAGGACAUUCUGCAGGUGGUGAAGUACUGCACAGAACUUGUAGAAGCUAAAGACUUGGAGAAACUCUACCUUGUUAUUAAAUACAUGAAGAGACUUAUGCAGCAGUCCUCUGAGUCAUUGUGGAGCAUGUCCUUUGACUUCAUCCUUGACAAUGUGCAGGUGGUGGUACAGCAAACCUAUGGUAGCACUUUGAAGAUCACAUAGGAGGACCGUCCUAACCUCAGUCACUGUGACAUCAGCCCAGUCCUGCCAUCUUAAUGUAUGAAAGAGAGGAGAACACUGUUUGAAUCUGUCAAUCGUUGUAGCAUCGCUGCUUGUAAAAUCAUGGGUUUAAAGCUCUGGGAGAACACAGAGGACAUCUGAGGAUCAAAUGAUCAAACCAAUAAAGAUUCUGUAUGAUUGUGAACAGAUGAGCGUACCGGCUUCAUUCAGUAGUAACUGAACACUGAGAUUUUCUCUCAUUAUGAUGUCAACAUUUUAGGGAAUUCCGAUAGGGGAAGGUUUUUUGAAUGUUUUCAAUGCACUGACUUUACAAAGAUUUUGAAAGAGAUUUGUCAAAGCGAGCGUAUUUACUUUCUGUUUGCUAUUUGAAUUUUUCUUCUCAUCUUUUUGACUUUUUUCUUCCUUUUGCACUUCAGAACUUGAACGUCUGGCUUCAGAUAUAUUUAACAGACUUUGUAGCAAAGCAGAUUGGAGUGGCAUGUUACUUGCCCGUUAUAGAUCAGUCCAAAAUGUUUAUAGUACUAUUAGGAAAAGCAGCAUCUUUUAUUCAAGCAGAUUUUAGCGUGUGGAUACUAACAUUUAUAUAAAAGCUAACAUUUAUGUUUUUCUUACAUUAUAAAGACUCCCUUCCAUUUAUCGUUUGUUUGUUUGUAUGUAUGAAAGAGCUGAAAGAAAGAUUGAUAUUUAUGAAGAAAAAGAUUAAACAUUGGCUAGGGGUUACUAAACUGGGUUUUAACUUCUCUUGUAUACCUCUUCAACAUUUUAAGUGUGAGAAUAACAUGCUGGAAGAAAUGAUCAUUGUGGAUACAGAUUGAGGUAAAUAGUAAUAAACCAUUUGGAUUUAUGUUUCAGCUGAAUGUAUUUUGCUGUUAUUUUAAUUUCAUACUGUCUUGGUUUUAAACAGCUGCUUUUGAGGCAAAGAUCUGUUAUUAUCUUACAUUGUAUGACGUUACAGAGAGGAAUUCCUGGAAAUCCAUAUAUGGUCAAAAAUCUGUCAUAACAGAAUGACCUGUGCCUGAAGACCUGAAGCUGUGACAUCAUUUGUAUGUUUUCUAAAUUUGCAAAUAAAUUUGGAUAAGUGAUA